Messenger RNA from Prorocentrum cordatum, 300 nucleotides. Lineage: Eukaryota; Dinophyceae; Prorocentrales; Prorocentraceae. The record is from the annotation of a GenBank genome assembly.
AUGCCGCUCCCGCAGCCUGCGCCUUCGAGCCUCGCGGCCGCGACAGACAACGCUCUGGACCAGCUGGAAGUCCGCAUCUGCGACUUCGGCUGGAGCGCAGAGGUGCUGGUUGAGCAGGCGCUGAAGACGACCUGCGGCACGCCGAACUAUUGGCCGCCGGAGAUCUUCGAAGGCUUGCCGCAGAGCUACGGCUCUGACAUCUGGUCGCUGGGCAACCUGGUCUACGAGCUGCUGGUGGGCCACGCGCCGUUCUGGGGCAGCCAGGAGGAGAUCCGCCAGAAGGAGGGCGCCGAGAUGUGA